Messenger RNA from Microplitis mediator, 2767 nucleotides. Its product is annotated as PMS1 protein homolog 1-like. Gene Ontology annotation, molecular function: ATP hydrolysis activity; ATP binding; ATP-dependent DNA damage sensor activity. Bases 116 to 2641 code for a protein of 841 amino acids. Gene Ontology annotation, biological process: mismatch repair. NCBI's taxonomy places the organism in Eukaryota, Metazoa, Arthropoda, Insecta, Hymenoptera, Braconidae. The transcript has 7 exons. The record is from RefSeq and is a predicted model, not a curated record. Gene Ontology annotation, cellular component: MutLalpha complex.
AACUUCAGAUCAUUCGAAUGUUUGUAAACAUCUGUAAGCUCCUAAAGUUUUUAUCAGCGAUAAUUAAAUUUUUAAUGGUUUUAAUUAAUUAAAUAAUAGUAAUUAAAGUUAAAUAAUGUCAAUUAAAGCACUUGAUAAAAAUACUGUUAAAAAAUUAACAACAUCUCAAGUAAUAACGUCAGUUUUUGGUGUCGUCAAAGAACUCGUUGAAAAUUCUCUUGAUGCCGGUGCUAAUAAUAUUGAAGUUUCACUUAAAAAUAAAGGGCUGUCAUCAAUUGAAGUGAAGGAUAAUGGAGCCGGCAUAUCAUCAACAAGCUCAGCAUUCAUGGCACUCCAGGGUUAUACGUCUAAACUAUCAAACUUCAGUGAACUAGAAUCAUUAACGACAUACGGAUUUCGUGGUGAAGCGCUCAGUGCUAUUUGUAAAGUGUCAAAAGUUCAAGUAAUGACAAGAACAAUUGAAGAUGAUGCUGCUAGAUGUUAUACUUUGGAUCAUAAUGGAGUUGUCACUGUAGCCCAGCAUUGCCAUCGCUCCUUAGGUACGACAGUAAGAGCCGAAAAUUUAUUUUUCAAUAUUCCGGUACGGAGACAAGUCAUAACUGACCCUAAGACUGCUAACAAAGAUAUAAAAACAAUUAAAAAAUGGCUGGUGGACUACAGUAUUUGUUGCCCGGAAGUAUCGAUUACUUUUACGGUUGAUUCCAAAAAUUUUUUAAUGAAACACAAGAAGGCAGAUUACAAAGAAUGUUUGGUUGAAAUAUUUGGCAGGAAAUUUGUUUCAAAUUACGAAUUUAUGACAUACAGUGAUGAUAAAAUGAAAAUUGAGCUGACGGUACCAAAAAAAGAAUUGUUGGAGGUAUCGGAAGUCUGUAGUUCUGAUAAUUGCCAUGUGUUUAUAAACAAGCGCCCGGUUUUUUAUGAAGAGUUUGAGAAACCGGUUGUCAAAAUAAUGUCUGAUUAUUUUAAAGGCAAAUUGGCUAAGGGGAAAAUGUGUUUUUUUCUCAGCAUUUGUGUGUCACCGGCUGAAAUUGAUGUCAAUUUAGAGCCCAACAAAGUCAAAGUACUGAUGAUUAAUCAAACGGGUAUUUUAGAUAUCAUCAAAAAGCUGAUGAUUAAUUACUACGGCCUGGAAAAAGAAGAAGAAGAAAUAAAUGAUGAAGAUAAAUUUCAAAAUUCAAAUGACAUAACUUCACCCGCUUAUUUUGAUUCGACUUUCAAUGACAGCGAGACAGAGGAAGAAAUCAGUAACAAGAAACGGAAGUUGACCAAAAAAAAUUCAAAAAGUUCAUUGAAGAAAAGUAAAUUAGCUUCUGAUGAUGACAAGGAAAAUAAUUUGAGAAAUAAAGUUUUUAAAGAAGUCGAAGGGCCGGUAAUUGGUGCAGACAAAGUAAUUAAUAGAGAUAAUGAAGUUGCUAGUGAGAGAGUAAUGACUGAGAGUAAUGGAGAAACAGCAAUGGAAGAAGAUACUUUGAGUCAAGUGCCGGUUAUUGAUAUCGGUGAGGAUUUUUGUACGCAGGAAAUAGAUGACAAGCCAUCGAUAAGUCUUGAAGACAUGGAACUGUUGGAAAAAAGAAUCAAAAGUAUAUCUAGUGAUAAUUUAAAUACAUCUAAGAUACCUGAUAUAUUUAUUGUACCUGAUUCAAUUGAUAAUACUCCGGAAAUCAAUAAGAUGACACCUGAUUCAACUGAUAAUACUCCGGAAAUAAAUAGAAUUACAUCUGAUUCAAUUGAUAAUACUCCGGAGAUCAAUAGAAUUACACCUGAUUCAACUGAUGAUAUAUCAGAUAUAUUUAGUAAUAUAUCUGAUUUUAAUGAAAAUACAUCUGAUACAUCUAGUAAACCUCAAUAUACUUUAUCGCAAUGGAGUAAAGGUCAAUUACCGAUACAGGGCGGCACAAAUGUACAAAUUGGUAGACCGAGUCCUGUAAGUACGAAAAAUAAAAGCCAGAGUAGAACAGAGACAGUAGACAGCGGAUUUCAAAUUUUUUGCCGGGCAAAUACUGCACAGAUACUGCAUGAGAAUCCGGUGCUGAAUCCAGUAGAGAUGGCUGCUAAGUUGGCUGAGAAAUGGAGACUCCUGAGUCCUGGCGAACGGCAACAUUACCGCGAGCUCGGUCGCGGGCAUAAUUUCACUCUGGACACGAGCAUCGGUAACCGGAGUCAGAAAAGAAGAUCACAGGUCUCGGAGAAGGAGAAGGAAGAUAAUAAGAGCAGGCUGAUGAAGAUGUUGAAGCAGAAAUUGGGACAGAGAUCUGGAUCUGGGAAAAAAAGUGGAGAUGAGGAGAGUGAGGAAAGUGGGAGUAACAAGGAUUUGAAGUUAGCGACGGUGGUACCUUUUGAAAUAAGUAUUGAUACAGUGAGGGAUUGUAAUGGAGACGGAAAUCGAUUGGGUAUUGAGAAUAAUUAUUAUAUUAUUGGUAAACUAAAUGAUGAUAUUUAUUUGGCUAAAACAAAUACGCGGAUUUGGGGGUUUAGUUUAAAUAAAUUUUUUGAUGAUUUGAAUUUAAAUGAAAAUGAGCGCCAAGCUAGUAAGGGAAAUUUAAAAAAGAUUGAAAAAUAUUUCAAACAAUGGAUCGAAGAGAAAGAAGAUCCAAAUAUUUUAAACCAUAUUUAUGAUUUACAAAAUAUGGAUGUCUCUUAAAAAUUUUAUCACCACAUUUUAAAUAUUUAAAAAAUUUUUAAUUAUAAAAUAUAUUUUUUAAUUAAUAAUAAACCAGAAGUUUUGAAAUUUUUAAAUAAAGAGAUUUAAAUUUUCCCGCCGUUUUUU